This is a messenger RNA of Salvelinus fontinalis (brook trout), 2326 nucleotides long. Its product is annotated as farnesyl pyrophosphate synthase-like. The coding region runs from base 180 to 1253 and encodes 357 amino acids. The record is from RefSeq and is a predicted model, not a curated record. NCBI's taxonomy places the organism in Eukaryota, Metazoa, Chordata, Actinopteri, Salmoniformes, Salmonidae. Gene Ontology annotation, biological process: trans, trans-farnesyl diphosphate biosynthetic process. The transcript is spliced from 10 exons. Gene Ontology annotation, molecular function: (2E,6E)-farnesyl diphosphate synthase activity; dimethylallyltranstransferase activity. Gene Ontology annotation, cellular component: cytoplasm.
GUCGGGACGUUUAGUUCAGAAGCUAUGCGAUAAAAUAAACGUCAACAUGGUCAAAAACUACAAUACACCGAAUUCCCAAGUUCUGUGUGCGUCAUACUCUCCCAUUUGACAGGUAAAGAAACACAAGUGAAGAGGGAUUUGCCAAACAGACUGCCACUACGAGCAAGGACAAGAUAAUCAUGGGUGACAGUAGUUGCAGCAACGGGACCCACCACUCGGGGGCGGUGCAGUCAGACCCACAGCUGUUUGAGGCCCAGUUUGAGGAGCUGGUGACCGAGCUCACAGAGCAGGACCUCACAGACUCUGUCCUCGCUGACGCUCUCAACAGACUCCGAGAGGUGUUGCAUUACAACACUCCUGGAGGAAAAAGAAACAGAGGUCUGUCUGUGAUUGGCUCUUUGAGGGAGCUUGUUCCUCCCACUGAGCUGACCCAGGAUGCUGUGCGACGGGCCCUGCUGGUUGGCUGGUGCAUUGAGCUGCUCCAGGCGUUCUUCCUGGUAGCUGAUGACAUCAUGGAUGCUUCAGUGACUCGGAGAGGUCAGCCCUGCUGGUACAAGAGGGAGAGAGUGGGUCUGGAUGCCAUCAAUGAUUCCUUCCUCCUGGAGGGAUCCAUCUACAGACUACUGCGCAGACACUGCAGGGCACAGCCCUACUACGUACAUCUAUUGGAGCUCUUCACUGAGACGUCCUUCCAGACAGAGCUGGGCCAGGCACUGGACCUGAUGACCGCUCCUCCUGGUCAAAUAGACCUCAACCGCUUCACCAUGGAGAGAUAUAAGGCCAUAGUAAAGUACAAGACUGCCUUCUACUCCUUCUACCUCCCUGUGGCAGCAGCCAUGUACAUGGCGGGCAUCGACAGUGAAGAGGAACACAACAACGCCAAACACAUCUUACUGGAGAUGGGAGAGUUCUUCCAGAUACAGGAUGACUACCUGGAUUGCUAUGGCGACCCGGCUGUGACAGGGAAGAUUGGAACAGACAUCCAGGACAACAAAUGCGGCUGGCUGGUGGUGACCGCUCUAGGGGUCAUGACCCCGGAACAAAGGGUAGAGCUGGAGUCAUGUUAUGGCCGGCAUGACAGUGUGGAGAAGGUGAAAGCACUGUACAACACCCUACAGAUGCCCACCCUGUACCACCAAUACGAAGACGACAGCUAUCAGCGCUUACAGAAACUCAUCGCGCGUCACGCCCAAAACCUUCCACACGCAGUUUUCCUCAACUUCGCCAAGAAAAUCUACAAGAGAAACAAGUGAAGACUAUGAUGAGGGGACUGUUUUUAUUUAGUGUGUGUUGCACUGUAGCUGGACUGAGGGCUAGUUGGUGUGGCUGCUUCCAUUUCGGUCCCUUGCCUCUUCCCCUUGCUCCUACCCCUUCAGUGAACACCAUGGUGUUAAGGGAUAGGGCAGGGCUCUCCAACUCUGGUCCUGGAGAGCUACCAUCCUGUAGGUUUUUGCUCCAACCCUAAUCUAACGCACCUGAUUGUAAUAAGAGUGGAAACCUACAGGAGGGUAGCUCUCCAAGAACAGGGUUGGAGAGCCCUGGGUUAGGUUAAGGGUCUAGGGACCUAAAUAGAACAAGACUUUAGUUUGGACUGCGAGUGAGCCUGGUUGAGAUUAGACCAGUCAGUCUUAAACCUGGUCUUUAAGGACCCCUGUGUGUGCCCAUUUUGUUCUCCAUAAUAUGAUUUUCAAUUAUGUACAGAAUAACUGAUUACUCAAACUGGGAAUACCAUGUCAUCAAAAAAGUAUGUCUGUCUCUGUAUCAAUCUCUUUAUUUAUUGAUGAUGAUGUGAGUAUGACAUCAUGUCACUGUUAGGUACUGUCUGCUCUAGAAUCCUGUGGAUUUGAUGAUGGAAGGGAGAGACAUCAUUAUUGGUUGAUGAUCACAUCAAUCAGGAUGACAACCUGGGGCCCUGUUUAGCAGAGGGCUCUGGUCUCUACCGGCAGAGGGCUCUGGUCUCUACCGGCAGAGGGCUCUGGUCUCUACCGGCAGAGGGCUCUGGUCUCUACCGGCAGAGGGCUCUGGUCUCUACCGGCAGAGGGCUCUGGUCUCUACCGGCAGAGGGCUCUGGUCUCUACCGGCAGAGGGCUCUGGUCUCUACCGGCAGAGGGCUCUGGUCUCUACCGGCAGAGUGAAUGGACUAGAGUAGGAAGCUUCCUGAAAGGAACAAUCCUGCUGUCUCUCACACCAUGUUCUGUCUUUGUAUUUUGUUUUCUCUAUAUCCCUCUGUGUAUAAUCAUCUCUUUCUGUCUAAUUACUACUGUACAUCUACCUGCUGCUGACAAUAUGGCAUCUUAUUGCUUUUAAUAAAGAAAUGUGACCAACA